GUGAUGAUAGUGGCAAAGGAGUGAAAGUUAUGAAAUCAGAAGAUGCUUUGGAAGGACGAAAAUUAUCAUGGGGAAAGCUUCGUCGCAUUGACUCACUGAAUUUGGAGGCAGGGAGAGUCUCAAACAUUCAAACCCAUGGUGCUCAGAUGGGUUCGAGCAGGACACUGCUUCUAGCAUUCCAGAGCAUUGGGGUGGUGUACGGGGACAUUGGGACAUCACCACUAUAUGUCUAUGCAAGCACCUUUACAGAUGGGAUCAAAGAAACAGAAGACCUCUUGGGUGUCCUGUCUCUCAUUCUCUACACUUUGAUUCUCAUACCUCUGCUCAAGUAUGUCCUCACUGUCCUGUGGGCUAAUGAUAAUGGCGAUGGAGGGACGUUUGCGCUUUACUCUCUGAUAUCUCGGUAUGCAAACGUGAGCUUGAUUCCAAAUCAACAAGCUGAAGAUGCAAUGGUCUCAAACUACAAAUUAGAGACACCAUCAACCAGAAUGAAGAGGGCUCAGUGGGUUAAAGAAAAACUGGAGGGCAGUACAGUGGCUAAGGUUGUGCUUUUCUUCAUCACAAUCCUAGGGACUUCAAUGGUUCUCGGUGAUGGAGUCUUAACUCCAUCCAUUUCAGUGCUAUCUGCUGUGAGUGGAAUCAAGGAGAAAGCAACCUCCCUGACUGAAGGGAACAUUGUCGUAAUUUCCAUAGCCAUCUUGAUCAUGCUGUUUUCCAUUCAACGUUUCGGCACAGAUAAAGUUGGUUAUUCUUUUGCCCCCAUCAUACUAAUAUGGUUUAGCUUCAUUGGCGGUAUUGGACUCUAUAACUUAAUCAAGUAUGAUUUGGGUGUUUUGCGUGCAUUCAAUCCAAAGUACAUAAUAGAUUAUUUUAAAAGAAAUGGAAAACGGGGAUGGGUCUCUCUUGGUGGUGUUGUGCUGGCCAUUACAGGAACGGAAGCAAUGUUUGCUGACCUGGGUCACUUUAACGUCAGAGCCAUUCAGAUCAGCUUCUGUUUUGUUUUGCUCCCAGCAGUAUCACUAGCUUACAUUGGGCAAGCUGCAUAUCUCACCAAAUUCCCUGAGGAAGUUGCUGAUACUUUUUACAAAUCAAUUCCAGAUCCACUAUUCUGGCCAACAUUUAUAGUGGCUGUCUCUGCUGCCAUCAUUGCUAGCCAAGCUAUGAUAUCUGGUGCAUAUGCAAUCAUAUCACAGUCACAAGCUCUAGGAUGCUUCCCAAGGGUUAGAGUUUUCCACACUUCUGCUAAAUAUGAAGGGCAGGUUUAUAUUCCUGAAAUAAACUUUGGACUCAUGGCUGCCUGUGUAAUAGUGACAGCUAGCUUCAGAACAACAGAAAAGAUCGGAAAUGCUUAUGGAAUUGCAGUGGUUUCUGUAAUGCUGAUCACAACAUCCAUGGUCACACUUAUUAUGAUCGUCAUAUGGAAAACGAACAUUUGGUUGAUUAUAUUGUUCUUCUCACUGUUCAGUGCAAUAGAGAUCCUAUAUUUAUCUGCAGUCCUAUACAAGUUUGUAGAUGGUGGAUUCCUACCACUGGCCUUCUCAUUUUUUAUGAUGCUAAUAAUGGGUAUAUGGCACUAUGUGCAUGUAAAAAGAUACAAAUUCGAGCUCAAACACAUAGUUUCAAGGGAUUACAUAACACAAUUAGCCUUGAAACAAGAUGUAAGAAGGAUACCAGGGGUUGGAUUUCUAUACUCCGAGCUCGUCCAAGGCAUCCCACCCAUAUUCAGCCACUUUGUUGAGAAAAUACCCUCCAUUCAUUCUGUUCUUGUCUUUGUUUCAAUAAAGCACUUGCCAAUCAGUAGAGUGGAAAUGGAAGAACGCUUUCUUUUCAGACAAAUUGGACCCAGAGACUACAGAAUGUUCCGAUGUGUGGUACGCUAUGGAUAUAAUGAUGUUCUGGAAGAGGCCAAGGAAUUUGAACUAUUGCUCAUUGAACAACUGAAGCAGUUUAUCCACCAUGAGUACUUCUUUAUUGAAAGUGGACCUGCUAAGCAAAGUGAUCCACUCCCUGAGGGAGAAAACCUUGCAAGCUCGGAGCUUGAAACAAGCGAAACCAAGCCACAAAGAUCAGGAUCAUCCACAGUGCAUGUUGAGGAAACAAUGAGACCACAAAGUUCACCUAAUGACUCUUCAAGAUCUAUCCAUUAUGGUAUCAGCAAAUGCUCAACAAACUCUUCUGGCAGAAAUACGGUUGCACAGAUUCCAUCAGUUGAAGAGGAGAAACAGUUUGUUCAGAAAGAAAUGGAGAAGGGGGUGGUAUAUCUAUUGGCAGAAGCUGAAGUCGUAGCAGAGAAUAAUUCCUCUAUUGUCAAGAAAUUAGUGGUCAACUACAUCUACAAUUUCAUAAGAAGAAACAUCAGGCAGGGAGAAAAGGCUUUGUCAAUUCCACGCAGCAAGCUGCUCAAGGUGGGAAUGACAUAUGAAAUCUAGAACAUCCAAACAAGCUUCAUUGUCAGUUGUCACAGUAUUAUCCAGAUAAUGUCCCACUUGUAUUCCACAACAGUGUGAACUGUGCUAUAGUUUAUGGCAACUGAUGAUGGGUUGGCUGGUAAAGCCAAAAACUCCUGUAACAAUAAAUGACCAGAAUUCCAUGUGAAAAGAAAUCAAUCACACAACUAUGCUUCUGUA
Messenger RNA from Elaeis guineensis (African oil palm), 2627 nucleotides. NCBI's taxonomy places the organism in Eukaryota, Viridiplantae, Streptophyta, Magnoliopsida, Arecales, Arecaceae. The record is from RefSeq and is a predicted model, not a curated record.